Molecule: messenger RNA, 420 nt
Organism: Fusarium proliferatum ET1
Lineage: Eukaryota; Fungi; Ascomycota; Sordariomycetes; Hypocreales; Nectriaceae
Exons: 2
Coding region: 1-420 (139 amino acids)
Molecular function (GO): metallopeptidase activity
Source: RefSeq, a predicted model, not a curated record
AUGUAUCUUAGCUCACUUGGUGGGUUUUCCCCGAGCGCUAUUAGCUUCUGUAAUGAUAAGCUAACCUUCUUCCCCCAUGAAAUCGACCAGGAUGUUAUAGUCUUCACCCGGGCUUUUCAUCGUAACAAUUUGCUCAUCCUGAAGAACAUCUUCCAGCAUGAGAUAGGUCAUAUCCUCGGCCUUCGACAUGAAUUCGCUAUCGAAGACGAUGCAGCCAAGGACCUUUUACCUGAAGGACAGGGCGCUGUCUUAUUGGGGGAGAAGAAUUACUUUUCUAUCAUGAGCUAUAACCUCCCCCCAAAGUUUCAAGACAGCGACGGAAAUCAGACUCUUGGAUUCUACAACUUAGCGAAUGGACACAUGAUUAGUGGCAGUCCUGUGACUGACUUCCAGCCACAGAUUCGUCGCACCAAUAGGUAG